Molecule: messenger RNA, 2378 nt
Organism: Effrenium voratum
Lineage: Eukaryota; Dinophyceae; Suessiales; Symbiodiniaceae
Source: the annotation of a GenBank genome assembly
GCUGCUGCGCUUGGCGCGGCAGCUGCCGCCGGGCUUCGCGCUGCGGUCCAUGCUGGAGCCGCUGCUUCAGGAGCUCAUGGAGCACGUCUUCUGUGAAUGGCCCCGAACCUUGGCCUCUCUUCAGGAUCUGAAAGAGUCAGAAGUCCAGCCAGAGCGCUUAGGCCAACUGACAACCUUUGCCCAGAUGAUAGCUGGCUAUCGAGCAGGCCUGGAAGAGACACGGGAGGCCAAGCUGAAGGCGGAGGCCAAGGAGCAGAGCGCGUGCCUGGUGGCCAAGCAGAAGAGCCGGGCCUUUCAGGAGCUCUCCGCGCAGGCGAAGCAGCUCAAGGAGGAGCGGGACAGCUGUAAGAAGCAGAUGGAGAUCGCGCAGAAGGGCCAGCAAGAGGCGGAGGAGUUCUUCGAAACCUUCAAGCAGCAGACCAAGUUGGCGCUCAUCAACUACUCAGACAUGCAGUACCGCGAGGCGACGGUCAAGGUGGAUCUCCACAAUCUCCAGGUGCAUUGCCGAGAGAAGGACAUCACCAUCGCAGAUCUCCGCGGCCAGACCACCGCCCUCACCCACGAGAACCAGGAUCUGGAAGAGAAGCUCAUGAAGGUGCGGGAGGAGAUGGAGCGCCAGGGCUCCGAGGUGGAGCAGCUGCCGGCGCUCUACGAAAAGCUCCAGUAUUACGAGUCCGAGGAGGCUGUCUAUGGCGUCUCCUUCGCUCGCCGGGUUGCUGCCGAGGUGCUUGGCAAAGAGGUGGAAGAGAUCGUCGGCCGUUUCCCACCCUCCAUGCCGAUGGAGAGGAAGACGCAGGCGACCAUGGACGGGGUGCUGGAGCAUUUGCGCACCACCAUGCGAGACGCCGAGAAGCUCAAAGAGCAGGUCAUCAAGCUGCGGCAGACGCUGGACGAGCUCAAGCAGCUGGUGCCCAUUUGGAACGAGACGACGAUGCACGAUGUGGUGGAUGCCUUCGACGAGGACUCCGCAGUGCACCGCCAGGUCUACACCAUGAGCGACAAGCGGAGCUUCGCGGGGUUAGGCCUGGACGAGAGCGUGCCUCCUUACCUCCGGGCGGAGGGCUUCGUGCGGUACCGCUACAUCUCAAAGAAGGAGUGCGAGGACAUCAUGGAAGCCUUCCAUGCUGAGUCCCCGCCGGACAUGAACUUCCAGCUGCUGCACCAAGAGCUCCACUCCUUCAUGCAGAGGCGCUUCUCGGAGGAGGAGUUCACCGAGUUUGCGUACGCCUUCAUUUGCAGCUUGGAGGCCUAUCGAGAUGAUCCUGACUUCGAGCUGUUUGACCUCAUGCUGGCUGGCGCCGUUCACCCGUCCAUCAUGCAGGACCAGGAGAACAUGCUGCGGGAGCUGCAAGCUCUGGUGCACAGCUGCGCGGAUGGUACGGAUUCUGGCCACCACGGGCGCGGGGGGAGGCUCACGGGCUUGAAGUCCGGCCGGGACCAGGUAACGCGGCGAGUGAUGCGGGCAGUCAUGCAGGCCAUGUUCCCAGAGAAGUCCGUGGAGCGAAUGAACGCCCUGAUGCGGGCCUUGCACACCACGCUGCAGAUGCUCUUCGACGCGGGCCGCUCCUCCAACCCGGACGCCGCCUUUGUAAGCGACCUCUUCUCGGCUUCUGCAGACGGGACCCAGAGCCCCCUCAUCGAGGAGAUGCGGCGGCAGCAUCUCCACGAGGUGCUGGAGUUUACCGCAGAGCUCUCCCACGCCCUCAUCAGGGCAGCCGGCGGCGAGAUUCGGGUAAACAUCCACGGCCGGAUGGACGCCUACAUGCUGAUCUCCAAAGAGGAUACUCUCCGCGUGCUCUCGGAGAGGAUUCCAGAGAUCAAGAGCGUCACCAUGGUGGACGCCAUGUGGAAGAUCGGGGAGGAAACCACCCCCUACCAGGUGGCGGAGGUGCUCCAAAAGUUCCGGCACAACUUCCUGCUGAAGCAGGAGAACGCAUGGGUGGUGGUGGGCCCCAAGGCCGUGGUCGAGAAGGCGCUGGAGCUCGGCUCAGGCCAAAAUUCAGUGCCAGAGGGUGACGAGGAGAAAGAGACGGGGCAGUUGAGCGCAAAGGCGCCGCAGCCCCGCCGGAACCGCGCCCUCAAGGUGCUGGACAACAGUUUCGCGCGGGACGAAGCGUACACCCCGCAGGCUCUGCAGAAGGAGGUGCGUCGCUCUGCAAGGAAGUUCACUGAGGAGGAGCCAACAGACUGAGCCACUGAGACAUCUGUGGGGUGGAUGGUGCAAAACAAAAUGGAUGGCAGAGAUAUCUGAUUUUUUAGGCUUUGAAAUUUUCUCAUCGCACCGAAGCGUCGAGUGACCAACCUCUGGCCAAAACGGCCACAGGCAAAGCCCCAGUCCUCGACCGCCCUCAAAACCGGGGCGCUCGGCUUCGGGGUUC